Octopus bimaculoides (California two-spot octopus) is the source of this 2912-nucleotide messenger RNA. RefSeq lists its product as uncharacterized. Gene Ontology annotation, biological process: regulation of transcription by RNA polymerase II. The record is from RefSeq and is a predicted model, not a curated record. Lineage: Eukaryota; Metazoa; Mollusca; Cephalopoda; Octopoda; Octopodidae. Gene Ontology annotation, molecular function: RNA polymerase II cis-regulatory region sequence-specific DNA binding; DNA-binding transcription factor activity, RNA polymerase II-specific.
AAAAAACUGCCGGUACGCCACAACAGAUAGUUUGAGAAGCACUGCUCUAAGAGAUCAUAAGUCAGGAAGAAGAUGCACUCGCAUAGCUGUUAGUAGAGUGGGUAUAUUGGCUGAAUCUUAUAGUGUUAAUUGGAUAUUAUUUGAUCCUUUGACCCGCACGAUUUUCACUAAGAAAACAAAAACAAAACUCGGAUUUUUUGCGUGUAAUCAAGUAUCCUGACCUGCUAAUAUACUGCAAACCAAGUUUUUUUAUUUUCUUAUUGAAAAUCGUGCAGGUGAAAGGAUCAAAAUUUACCGUUAACUGUCCAUUACGGCUAAUUCUUACCAAUCGGUUUCGUGUGAAAUAAUAUAAUGGAGUGUUAUACAAUAUACGCUCGUCAUAUAUAUACAGAGACACAAACACAAUCGGUGGUAGUAUUGUGAAAAUUGAAGGGAAGUAACAAGUGUUAGCUACUGUAAAUAUUAGGUAUAAAAGAUAGGCAGACGCAUUAAACGUACUGUGGUAUUUAUUUGAUUUAGCAGCAAAUAUGUCUUUUACUUGAAUUUCUCGUAACUAUCAUUCAUUUAAUACACAUAAUGCUCGCAUUUAUAACGACACUAUCCUUUAUGAAACAUUUCCGAUAUCAGAUGACAUUGGCAUAACAGAAGAUACAUUCUCAGUAUUUAUCUUUCAAAAAACUAAAGGAAAAUUUUAUACAGAGCAGAUGUAUAACGCUGUUUCUCUAAGUCUGUGAUAAAAUUUAUAUGAAAUAUUUGUUCUGAUCUGAGAUUAUUAGCAAAAUUUCUACACAACACUACACAGUAAAAAGAAUAUGAGCUUGUGUGCUGAUUAAACUUUGAUAAAAUAUUCAAACAAGUUGUAAGACUAAGUUAAUACUGGACAGAAAUACAGCAGUAGAAUUAUUUGUAAGGAAUAAAAUAUAAGAAGAAAAGGAAGAAAAAUAUAUACAUUGUGAUUUGAGAGAGAAAAAAACAAUGGAGAAGCGUGAUAAACUUAUACAAUUUAUUUCCCAGGAAGACAUGGUGAAAGAAAUAGGAAAGUUGUCAUAUGACUGUGAUGUUUGUAAAAAGUCCUUCUCUCAAAAAAGUAACCUAACCAUGCACAAACGUAUUCAUACAGGAGAGAAGCCUUAUCAUUGCAAUAUCUGUGGUAAAUCAUUCUCUCGAAAUAGUUACUUAACUGCACACAAAUAUACUCAUACAGGGGAAAAGCCAUAUUACUGUGAUAUCUGUGGUAAAUCAUUUUCUGAAAGUUGUAAAUUAACUUCACACAAACGUAUUCAUACUGGGGAGACACCAUAUCACUGUGAUAUCUGUGGUAAAUCAUUCUCUCACAGUAAUCAUUUAACUAGACACAAACGUACUCAUACAGGAGAGAAGCCAUAUCACUGUGAUAUCUGUGGUACGUCAUUUUCUCAGAGUAAUCACUUGACUGUGCACAAGCGUACUCAUACAGGAGACAAGCCACAUCAUUGUGAUAUCUGUGGUAAAUCAUUCUCUCAGAGUAGUCAUUUAACUUCACAUGAACGCUUUCAUACAGGGGAGAAGCCAUAUCAUUGUGGUAUAUGUGGUAAAUCAUUCUCUCACAGUGUUAACUUAACUGUGCACAAACGUACUCAUACAGGAGAGAAACCAUAUCAUUGUGAUAUCUGUGGUAAAUCAUUCUCUCACAGUAGUCACCUAACUAAACACAUACGUAUUCAUACAGGAGAGAAACCAUAUCACUGUGAUAUCUGUGGUAAAUCAUUCUCUCAGAGUGGUCACUUAACUAAAUGCAAAUAUAUCCAUGCAGGAGACAAGCCACAUCGCUGUGAUAUCUGUGGUAAAUCAUUCUCAUGCAGUACUGUCUUGAUUAGACACGAAUUCAUUCAUACUGACAAGACACCAUGUCAGUGUGAUACCUGUGGUAAAUCAUUCUUCCCAACUAGUGGCUUAAAUGUGCACAGAUGUAUUCAUACAGGAGAGAAACCAUAUCCCUAUGAUAUCUAUGGUAACUCAUUCUCUUGCACUAGUCACUAAAUUAUGAACAAAUGUAUUCAUAUAGGAGAGAUGUCACAUUAUUGUGAUAUCUAAGUUAACUCAUUCCCUUGCAGUAGUCACUUAAGUAAACACAAAUAUAUUCAUAUAGGAGUGAUAGGAAAAGUAGUUUGUAUGACUUUUUUUAUUUUACUUUUUCCUUUUAAUAUUCCUGUGUUUUAUGUAAUGGAAAUUGACUGAAAAUAAUGGAAAUUGACUGAAAAUAAUGUAUUCCCCAAAAUUCCUUUUUUUUCUUCUUUUUCUCUUGUUCAGCUAGCUCUCCCAUGUCUAUGCCCAUUUCAUUUCUUAUGAUGUAGGGACCUCUAUACUGAAACUCCUCAUCCAGGCAACCCUAAACAUGAUUGUUUGUUGAAUAUCACUUCCCUAAUUUAUUUUAUAUUUGUUUAUUAACUUUUAAAUGCUUCACUCAUUAAAUAUUUUAACAAUAACAUAAGUUGUGGCUUUUCCAUACACAGGAAUACAGUAAAGUUGUCGAAUAUGUACACAACCAAUGACCUCCAGUACAAAACAGAAAGGACCACAAAGGAAUAGCAUGGGGCAUAAUUGUCAUUUAGUGUUCCACACCAGACUUAUUCUUUAUAAUUUUCUGGAGAAUUGUGUUGCAAUUUAUGAAGUGCUAACAUAUAAACAAAAGGUUGCAAUGUAAGAAAGCAUAGUAAACAGUACAAAAUAAUGUGAAAACGAAAGAAACAUGGAAUCACAAACUUGGUGGGAGGAGUGUCCUGUGCAAGAAAUCUAGUGCUGGAAAGCAAGAAAAGAAUAAGUGUAUGCAAGGAAAAAGUUCUAGAGUCUUCAGAUGCUGAAAUACAUAACACUCUGUAGAAUGCAGGAUAAAACAUCAUCCUUCAACAUCUGUUUCCCAUGCUGGUAUGGGU